This is a messenger RNA of Ceutorhynchus assimilis (cabbage seed weevil), 888 nucleotides long. Lineage: Eukaryota; Metazoa; Arthropoda; Insecta; Coleoptera; Curculionidae. The record is from the annotation of a GenBank genome assembly.
AUGGAACGCGACUUGGAAGGCCUAAAUUCCGCAUUAAAUUCAGUGAAAAUCCUGCGUUCCAAUGUACGUCGAGUCUUCGAAUCGAUUAGCAACGGCCUGCGCGCCGAUCACGGCGAAGAAUCCAAAGAAAACAAAUACAUUUUGGAACUCCAAGAACUUCUAACUACGGUAAACAACAAUUUGCGAGACGUAGAAGGCUCGGUGGCAAGUCUCACUCCGCCUCCUAGCGCUUUUAAUUUGGGCAACAGCACUUAUUUGAGCCAAGAAACUACACAGGAAAGGCAACAGCUCUACGGACAACUUGUCAACAGCUACAAAUGGACUGACAAAAUACGCGAAUAUAGCGCAUUAGCUGGCAAUAUACUAGCUUCAAAUUCCUUUAAUAAAACUUACAAAACCCUCAGUACAACUAAAAGAAGAAAGACUCAAACCAGCAACCACAAUGUUGCACCAGAAGUAAUUGAAAACCUCAUUAUAAGCAUUGACAGGCUGUUUAAUGACGUCACAAUUACUCCAAACAGGCCUUUAGUACCAAACCCAGUAAUACAAGUCUCAUUAGGCCGAGUUUUAAAGGCAAUCAUAGCCUUUAAAGGUCUAAUGAUUGAGUAUGUGGUGGUCAAAAACCUGUCAGAAGGCAACGAUCUUUGGACCGAAUCCAGAUACAGGGUGUUCAGAAAAGUGACUGAAAAUUGCCACGCUGCCAUGUGCCAUUUUCAUUCACCAAUGAUGCCAGAACUUGCAGUUAGAUCUUUUAUGCAUUGGUUUCACAGCUAUAUUACUCUGUUUAGUGCUCCUUGUAAAAGGUGCUUGAAGCAUUUGAAUUGUAAUUUGCCUCCUACUUGGAGGGAUUUGAGGUCUUUGGAACCUUAUCAUGAAGAAUGCAAAUAA